Molecule: messenger RNA, 1724 nt
Organism: Nelumbo nucifera (sacred lotus)
Lineage: Eukaryota; Viridiplantae; Streptophyta; Magnoliopsida; Proteales; Nelumbonaceae
Source: RefSeq, a predicted model, not a curated record
AAACACUCUUAACACACACACACUCUCUCGCAUCCAUCAAAAAAUCAUUUCAGCAUCUCUUUCUCCCCUCAAGCCAUGAGGCCUCCCCUUUUUCUCUCCUCCCUCCUACUAAUAACCAUCCUCUGCAUCUACCCUUCCCAAGGGUCCGUCCACAAAUGUGACUUACCUGACCAUGGCUCCACCCUCCAAAUCAUGCACAUCUACAGCCCAUGCUCCCCUUUCCGGCCCUCGAGACAGCUCUCAUGGGAACAGACUGUGCUCGACAUGGCCGCAAAGGAUGAAGCUAGGCUUCAAUAUCUGUCCAGCCUCGUUGCCAAGAGGUCCAUCGUGCCAAUAGCUUCCGGUAGGCAGCUCCUUCAGACUCCUACCUACAUUGUCAGGGCUAAACUUGGCACACCAGCUCAGACACUGCUUAUGGCCAUGGACACUAGCAGUGACGCCGCGUGGAUACCCUGCAGUGGGUGCGUUGGCUGCUCCUCUAAUGUCUUCGUAGCAAACUUGUCUACCACUUACAAGACUGUUGGCUGUCAAUCUCCUCAGUGCAAGCAGGUGCCCAACCCAACCUGCGCCGGUACGGCUUGCUCCUUCAACCUCACAUACGGCUCAUCCACCAUCGCUGCCACUGUCUCACAAGACACAUUGACACUUGCCACCGACCCAGUCCCCGACUACUCCUUCGGCUGCCUCUCGAGCGUCAUUGGAAGCUCGGCGCCACCCCAAGGCCUCCUUGGCCUCGGCCGAGGCCCCUUGUCCCUACUCUCUCAAACCCAAGACCUAUACCAGUCCACCUUCUCCUACUGCCUACCUAGCUUCAAAUCCCUCAACUUCUCAGGAUCGUUAAGACUGGGCCCAGUGGCUCAACCAAAGAGAAUUAAGACCACCCCUCUCCUAAGAAACCCACGAAGGUCCUCCCUCUACUACGUCAACAUGAUCGGCAUUAGCGUCGGACGCAAGUUCCUGGACAUCCCCCCAAGCGCGUUGGCCUACAACGAGGCAACCGGAGCGGGAACCAUCUUCGACUCAGGCACGGUCUUCACAAGGCUAGUAGCGCCGGCCUACACAGCACUACGAGACGAGUUCAGGAGACGAAUCAAGGGUGCAAACGUGACGUCUCUGGGUGGGUUUGAUACGUGCUACACGGUGCCCAUCGUCGCACCGGCGAUAACGUUCCACUUCACGGGGAUGAACGUGACGUUGCCUCUGGACAACAUGUUGAUACACAGCACGGCAGGGAGCAUCACGUGUUUAGCCAUGGCAGCUGCACCGGACAAUGUCAACUCUGUACUGAACGUGAUUGCGAACAUGCAGCAGCAGAACCAUCGGUUGCUUAUCGAUGUGCCAAAUUCGAGGUUGGGUAUCGCCCGUGAGCUCUGUACCUGAAAAGGGUCAGGCGGUGUUUUUGAGGUGCGUCGGUGGUGGUGGAGGUUCUGUUGUUGUUUUCUUGCCUUUUUUUUCUUUCACUUUUUCCUAUCUAUAUCUGUUUGUCCUGUGCUUGGGUGGAGAUAAAUUAUCACAAUCUUUGGAGGGUUGUGGGGGGUUCCUAGUCUAUUUUGAACACGACUUCGAUUAAUUAAUUGAAGUGUAUGUACCUUAUUUGUACUAGCCAUAUCACGGAUUAGCUGCAAGUUUUUCUCUAAUACUCUCUCUCUCUCCAGAAUAAUGAGUUAGAGAAAGAGUCUUUGCUUAUUAGUAGAAAAACAUGUGUUUUGAUGGGUCUUACUUAA